Messenger RNA from Nematolebias whitei (Rio pearlfish), 3309 nucleotides. Its product is annotated as protein NLRC3-like. Gene Ontology annotation, molecular function: protein binding. The record is from RefSeq and is a predicted model, not a curated record. Lineage: Eukaryota; Metazoa; Chordata; Actinopteri; Cyprinodontiformes; Rivulidae. The coding region runs from base 1 to 3309 and encodes 1102 amino acids. The transcript is spliced from 11 exons.
AUGAGAAGGCUUUCACAGAAAAGGGCAGAGUCCCCAGAAGCCAGCGUCAUGUCCCUGAAGAGUGACCAGUCCGCGGGUCAGCCUCUGAACUUUAGAGACAAACGGGACGUUUUUGCUUCAAGGAAUGCUCUUGAGAAGAAAGAUCCCUCAGGACUCAGCUCUGUCUCCCUGAGGAGUGACCAAUCUGCAGGUCAUCCAAUAAACUUCAAAAACACACCAGAGUCAUCUCAAACAAGAUUAAGCAAGGAGAAGACAGAGACAUUCUGCAAACUGACCUUCCAGACGUCAACAGAAGUGGAUUUCAUCUUCCAGUUUGUGACCAUAAGUGAGGGCAAGAACGUAGACCGACCAACUCUUGAAGAGAAUAUAAUGUCUUUUGUGAAGAAUGAGCUAAAGAGGCUCUUGACAGUUCUUCAUCCAGAUCACUCAACAUAUUCAGGCAGUCAGAGGAAUGUUGAGGAGUUGCUGCAGGGAGCCAAUGAAGAGCAGAGGGAGAGUACCAAAGAGGCAUUUUUAAACAUCACACUGAACUUCCUGAGGACGAUGAAGCAGGAACAGUUGGCUGAUGUAUUGUACAGCAAAACUAUUGCACCACUGUGCAUAAGUAAACUGAAAUUUAACCUGAAGGAAAGGUUCCAGUGUGUGUUUGAGGGGAUUGCUAAAGCAGGAAACACAACUCUUCUGAAUCAGAUCUACACAGAGCUCUACAUCACAGAGGGAGGGACUGGAGAGGUCAAUGAUGAACAUGAGGUCAGACAGAUUGAAACAGUAUCCAGGAAACCACACACACCAGAAACAAUCAUCAGACAAGAAGACAUCUUUAAACUCCCACCUGGAAGACACGAAUCAAUCAGAACAGUGAUGACAAAGGGAGUAGCAGGCAUUGGGAAAACAGUCUUAUCACAGAAGUUCAUUUUGGACUGGGCUGAAGACAAAGCCAACCAAGACAUCCAGUUCAUGUUUCCAUUCACUUUCAGAGAGCUGAACAUGCUGAAAGAGAAGAAGUUCAGCUUGGUGGAACUUGUUCAUCACUUCUUUACUGAAACCAAAGAAAUGUGCAACUUUGAACACUUACAGGUUGCAUUCAUCUUUGAUGGUCUGGAUGAGUGUCGACUUCCUCUGGACUUCCACAACAAUCAGAUCCUGACUGAUAUUACAGAGUCCACCUCAGUGGAUGUGCUGCUGACAAACCUCAUCAGGGGGAAACUGAUUCCCUCUGCUCGCCUCUGGAUAACCACACGACCUGCAGCAGCCAAUCAGAUCCCUGCUGUCUGUGUUGGCAUGGUGACAGAGGUCAGAGGCUUCACUGACCCACAGAAGGAGGAGUACUUCAGGAAGAGAUUCAGAGAUGAGGAGCAGGCCAGCAGGAUCAUCUCCAACAUCAAGAUGUCACAAAGCCUCCACAUCAUGUGCCACAUCCCAGUCUUCUGCUGGAUCACUGCUACAGUUCUGGAGGAUGUGUUGAAAAGCAGAGAGGAAGGAACGCUGCCCAAUACCCUGACUACGAUGUACAUCCACUUCCUGCUGGUUCAGACCAAAGUCAAGAAGGUCAAGUAUGACGGAGGAGCGGAGACAGAUCCACACUGGAGUCCAGAGAGCAGGAUAAUAAUUGAGUUUCUAGGAAAACUGGCUUUUGAGCAGCUACAGAAAGGAAACCUGAUCUUCUAUGAAUCAGACUUGACAGAGUGUGGCAUCGAUGUCAGAGCUGCCUCAGUGUACUCAGGAGUGUUCACACAGAUCUUUAAAGAGGAGUCAGGGCUGUACCAAGACAAGGUGUUCUGCUUCGUCCAUCUGAGUGUUCAGGAGUUUCUGGCUGCUCUUCACGUCCAUGAGACAUUCAUCAAGUCUGGGGUCAAUUUGAUGGAAAAGUCACAAAAAUCCCCUAAGUACAAAGCAAUAAAAGCCUUUUUAGCAGUGACAAACUUCUACCAGUGUGCUGUUGAUGUGGCCCUACAAAGUCCAAAUGGACACCUGGACUUGUUCCUCCGCUUCCUGCUGGGCCUUUCACUGCAGACCAAUCAGACUCUCCUACGAGGUCUGCUGACACAGGUGGAGUGUAGCUAUCUUAUAAGGCAGGAAAUAGUUGAUUACAUCAAGAAGAAAAUUGACAAAAAUCCCUCUCCAGAGAAAUGCAUCAAUCUGUUCCACUGUCUAAAUGAACUGAAAGAUCGUUCUCUAGUGGAGGAGAUCCAGAAGUCCCUGAGAUCAGGACGUCUCUCCGCAGAUAAACUGUCUCCUGCUCAGUGGUCAGCUCUGGUUUUCAUCUUACUGACAUCAGAAAAAGAUCUGGAUGUGUUUGACCUGAAGAAAUAUUCUGCUUCAGAGGAGGCUCUUAUGAGGCUGUUGCGAGUAGUUAAAGUCUCCAACAAAGCUAUUUUGAGUGGCUGUAACCUUUCAGAGAGAAGCUGUGAAGCCUUGGCUUCAAUCCUUAGCUCUAAGUCCUCCAGUCUGAAAGAACUGGACCUGAGUAACAACAACCUAAGGAAUUCAGGCGUGAUGAAACUGUGUGUUGGACUGCAGAAUCCAUAUUGCACAUUGGAAACUCUCAGGCUUUCAGGAUGUCUGAUCACAGAUGAAGGAUGUGCUUCUCUGGCCUCAGCCCUGACCUCCAACCCUUCACAUCUGAGAGAGCUGGACCUGAGUUAUAAUCAUCCAGGAGAUGCAGGAGUGAAGCUCCUUUCUGCUGGUCCACAUUGGAGAUUAGAUUCUCUUGGUUUGGACCAUGGUGGAGCAUGGACACUGCAAGAAGGACUAUGGAAGUAUGCUUCUCGGCUCACUCUGGAUUCAAAUACAGCACACAGAUUCCUCAAACUGUCAGUCAACAAAAGAAAGGUGACAGUGACUGCAGAGCAGCAGCCAUAUCAUGAUCAUCCUGAGAGGUUUGACCACUGGCAUCAGCUGCUCUGUAUAGACGGUCUAACUGGGCGCCAUUCCUGGGAGGUGGCAUGCGAAGGAAUGGUGUGCAUUGGAGUGACUUACAGAGGAAUUGGCAGGAAAGGAGACGACCCUGGCUCCCUGCUCGGAGGGAACGAUCGGUCCUGGAGUCUGUACUGGUCAGGGAAGGAUUACUUUGUUUUUCACAACAACAAGAAAAAGAACAUUUAUCCAUCUUCUUCUACCUCCAACAGAGUAGUAGUGUAUCUGGACUGGCCCUCUGGAAUUUUGUCCUUCUACAGAGUUUCCUCAGAUGCACUGAUCCACCUCCACACCUUCAGCACCAUGUUCACAGAAGCAGUCUACCCUGCUUUUAGGGUUGGGUUUGAGCCCAGUUAUUUUGAAUCUUCAGUGUCUCUUUGUGAGCUGAAGUAG